Messenger RNA from Physella acuta, 772 nucleotides. RefSeq names its product fatty acid-binding protein, liver-like. NCBI's taxonomy places the organism in Eukaryota, Metazoa, Mollusca, Gastropoda, Physidae. The record is from RefSeq and is a predicted model, not a curated record.
GCCCUGUAUUUAAACACCGGCAUCAUCAAGCGGCAGUAACCGCUCGCCGGUAAUAUUAGCUGUGGCUUGUGUGUGACCUAGUCGGAACAUUGUUCUAGUUAACCGCAUAAAAUGGAAGCUUUUUACGGUCUUUGGACGGUUGAUCUUAGCAAGACAUCUGGAAUCGCUGAGAUCGGAAAGCUUUUCAGAUGGACAGAAGAUAAAAUUCAAGUAUUUUCUACAACGGGUUAUACGUUACUGAUCGAGGCGUCAGGAGAUGGAAAUAGGUGUCUUGUGGACUAUGGUGUCGUCAAGAUGGAAUUUAACUUUAAGUUAGGAGAACCAUUCGAUUACACGGGAUUAAGUGGGGUUAAGGCCAAGUGUACGGUUGAAUUAACAGGAUCUGGUCUAGUGGAAAACUAUAGCAGCGCUGAAGGGGCAACAUGGAAGACGACAAGGGAAGUAACUGGAAAUAAAAUGAAAGCGACUACAGUGUUUGGAGGGCAAGAGAGUGUUAAAUGUGUGCAAGAAUUCAAAAAGAACUGAGAAUUUAAAGUUUUUUCUUAUCACCAUUGCUUCAAUUAUCUCAUUGUAUCAAUCCACCAAUUGGUUUAUUAUUUACCCAGCUUUGUUUUUAUCUAAUUUGUGUUCACUUGUCUGGAAGACUAAAAUAUAGUUGUACUGAACAGCUCAAUAAUUUACAAAUAUUAAAAAUUAAUCUGGUCUUCACAUGUAUGAUUUAUCUGGCCAGUAUGUAAGCAGUCUGUGUAAACAGCCAAUCAGCUUUUAAUAC